AUGAAAGCACCCGAGACAACUUCUAGAUGCCCUUCCCGAACAGAAGCAGCUGCCUCUCCUGUACCUUCGCGGCAAUUCCCACACAAUUUCGUCAAAGUUCAUGAGGGUGCCGACGUCGAGAACAAAAAGCCAUAUCUGGGCCGCGUUCUGGAUGGCCCACCAGUCCUCUCCCCAGAGAAGUUCUAUCAGGGAGUGAUGCCGACAAGUCUACUCCAGAAUCAUUCUGUGGUGCCAGCUCCUACUCCAACGCUAGACACCAAACCCCCUUCUCCCAUGCCGAAACCAAAGUAUUCUAAACGAAACUCCUUCAUCAAUCGACUCGCCAGAGAGGGUUCUCCGACGGAAAGCCACGAAUUUGUUCAAAACGAAGUGCCACAGCAAUCAGAACAGCAGCAAAAGCUGCCGAACGUGGCAUUGAGCGAGGAACGCAAUCAGUUAGCGGAAGUGGGUGAAGCGUCGAAAAAUGCUCAACCUUCCCUGCCCACUCAGGAACUACCCACAACGAAUCCCCCGCGAAGUGCUCUAUUUACUGAAAAGAGCUUCGAUACAGUCUUCCAAACGGGUGCUGCCUCUGUUGAUAAUGACCGGCAAAUGACUGAAGCGCUUAAAUCGUCCACCUCUAUGAAGGAUGAUCGUCAAAACGGUCUUCCAGAAAAUAGAAUGCCCGAUCUGCUCAAGUCUCGAAGUCCAGCGCCAUUCUCGUACUCUGUAUCGCCAAAUGCAGAAAUCUUCUCACCAGCAACUGUGCAGGAUCUAACUAACAGCCUAAACGAAGCUCUCGCUUCCUUAGCGAAAACACCUCCGGCUUCCAAUGUUACAAGUGAUAGCGGCUACGAUGGGGACGGUACCUUACAGCAGACACCGCAAGAUCACACUCCCAGAGCCGAGCAGUCCUUUAGCGAUCGCAAAUUCGACAAUGUUCCGGAAUCGGUUGGGAAUUGGUCCCGUUCGACCCACGAACAGGCGUCAUCAGUGGCACAGACGAGUUCAGGAGGAGGAAGAAUGGCGAGUCAGGAAAGUCAGCAGAAAGGGUCGGAACUGCCCGCCUCCUCGGUAGCCAUCGCAGCUAGCGCCGAGCCUACAAUGUACGACAAAUUCCUGGCCGGUCCCUCCUCCCACACACCGGAGAUGUCGCUCUGGUAUCGGAAUAUGUUCAAGAAAAUGCACAAGAUCGAAUCUCCUGCUGGGGCCCAUGAUCUCGUUCCAAACUGA
This is a messenger RNA of Haemonchus placei, 1212 nucleotides long. NCBI's taxonomy places the organism in Eukaryota, Metazoa, Nematoda, Chromadorea, Rhabditida, Trichostrongylidae. The record is from the annotation of a GenBank genome assembly.